Capsicum annuum is the source of this 2448-nucleotide messenger RNA. RefSeq lists its product as uncharacterized. The transcript is spliced from 3 exons. The record is from RefSeq and is a predicted model, not a curated record. Lineage: Eukaryota; Viridiplantae; Streptophyta; Magnoliopsida; Solanales; Solanaceae. Bases 383 to 1870 code for a protein of 495 amino acids.
UACUUCAUAAAGCUACUAGUCUAAGAACCCAAUCAACCAACUCAACUACAUUUAAUUCUCAUUCCCUCUUUCUCCUUCACAAAAAUACAAACCAAGCUCAAAAACCAAGAAACUUACUUUUUCAUAUAGUGGACUAAUCUUUUUACUUCUAAAAAAUUCCAAAAGAAGCACACACACUAUACAUACACAACCCAACAAACACUUGAAAAUAAAAAAACUAUCUUUUCAAUUUUCCCUGCACUUUUUUUGCCGCCUACACCCACUGAAAAAAUGCUCCUCAACUUCCUCUACUCACACCUUCAUCUCUUCCACACACAUCAAAAAUCCUUCACACAUCAUCAGCUAUGAAAAAGGAAACAUUCUUAAUUUCCAAGAAAACAUCAUGGAUGGUCUCAUUUGUGACAAACAUAAGAAUGCUGUUAAGACAAGAAUUUUUAAUUCUAAUUUGUUUCACCAUUGUUGUUUCCAGUUGACUGAAAGGUCUUUAUAUGCAAUUGUUUCUUGUUUUCUACUUUUUCUUUUAGCUUAUAACAGUUCCACUGUUUUCUAUGUUCAAGUCCCUGUUCCGGCUAACUACUCGCCGGAGAUUUCUACACUUUCAUCUGAAAAUGUCGCCGGAAAAUCAAGAAAGUUGGUUUCUUUAUCUUCUUCAGCUAAACUUUCAUCUUCUGUGGUAUAUGCAGUAAAAGAAGAAACCCCACUUGUAAAACCAAACACCCAAUUCACAAUUUCUCGUAAAAAUCCAAACUUGGUGGGAUUUACAUAUGAUUCAGUGGAUUAUGGUCCUAAAAGGAGGAGAAAGAAGAAGUCUUUGGUGAAAGUUGUUCCUUCUGGGGUUAAAAUCAAUGUGUUUUCAAUGAGAAUGAAGGAGUUUUUUGGUUCUAAAUUAUCUAAUUCUUCGUGUAAGUUUAGGUUCUUCAUGACUUGGAUUUCUUCUAUUGAGUCUUUUGGUGAAAGGGAACAGUUUGUUUUGGAGAGUUUGUUCAAGGCACACCCAAAUGGUUGUUUGGUUAUUAUGUCUACUUCAAUGGAUUCUCCAAAAGGUAUGCAAGUUUUGAACCCUUUCUUGGAGAAAGGAUUAAGGGUAACUGCAAUUUCGCCUGAUUAUGUUUACUUGUUUAAAAAUACUAUUGCUCAAGCUUGGAUUGAUAGUUUAAUGAAGGGUAAUAUAGAUACAGGGGAAGUUUCUUUAGGUCAGAAUUUAUCAAAUUUGCUAAGACUUGGUUUACUGUAUAAGUUUGGUGGGAUUUAUUUAGAUACUGAUGUUAUAGUGUUGAAGAGUUUUGGGAAGUUGAGGAAUGUUAUUGGGGCUCAAACUAUUGAUGUUGAAACAAGAAAUUGGAGUAGGUUGAAUAAUGCUGUCAUGAUUUUUGAUAAGAGACAUCCUUUGUUGUACAAGUUUAUUGAAGAAUUUGCUCUUACAUUUGAUGGGAACAAAUGGGGUCAUAAUGGACCUUACUUGGUUUCAAGGGUUGUGUCAAGGGUAGGUGGAAGAGAUGGAUACAAUUUCACAGUUUUGCCUCCAAUGGCUUUUUAUCCAGUUGAUUGGAAUAGGAUUGGUAGUCUCUUUCUUGGUCCGAAGAACGAGACUCAUUCAAAAUGGUUGCCCUUGAAACUCAAGCAGAUUCAGAGUGAAAGUUUGGCUGUGCAUCUUUGGAACAAGCAGAGCCGAGAGCUUGAGGUUGAAGAAGGAAGCAUAAUCCAACAUAUACUGUCUGAUUGUUGUGUUUUCUGCAAUUCUCACUCGUCAAAGUUAUCCAUCUGUUUGGUGUACUCCCAACUCAAGAAUGAUCAAAUAAUUGCUAGUAUCAUUCUCUACAUACCUUUGAAGAGGAUGAACAUUAUGGAUGGAAAGAGGAGGACCUUCUGAUUUCUGCAAGUUUUGUUGAAGACUAAAAGCUAAAAAGACUAAAAGAAAGGUGAAAAAGGUAACCAUAAACCACCACCCAGAGCAUUGAUCUAGUGAUAAAGAGAGUAGUGUGUGAUGCAGGGUUAGGCACAUGUCACAGGUUUGAACCCUGCCAUUUACAAAAGUUUGGCAUUUUAAGCGGGUGGCCAUCAAGUGUCGAUUUUUGGUAACAUUGAUCCUCAGGGAUAUCUCGAUAAUGAGAAAAAAGGGCAAAUCAUCAUUCCUGGAAGUACUGCAUGGGAGAACAUUGGUUGCUAUGAGUAAAUACAUAUGGUUAUGUAUCCACUCUACUCACGAUAAUGCCAUGGAAACAGAAGAUGGAAACAAUGGUUCAGUAAGUCUUUAUGGAAUAUCCACUGGAACCUAUAUACAGACAUCAUCACUGCUCUGUUGUGUUGAUUUACAAUAAAAGAAAAAGAGAAGAGCAUGAAGAAGAAAAUCUAUGUAUUCUGAGUUUCUAGAUAUCACAUUUCAAUGUCAUCAGGAUACAAGAAAGCCUCAUUCUUGACGACGAAUGAAUAUUGAGUUUUUUUUUUGUU